This is a messenger RNA of Corythoichthys intestinalis (scribbled pipefish), 9009 nucleotides long. Its product is annotated as acetyl-CoA carboxylase-like. The transcript has 54 exons. Gene Ontology annotation, biological process: fatty acid biosynthetic process. The record is from RefSeq and is a predicted model, not a curated record. Gene Ontology annotation, cellular component: mitochondrion. Lineage: Eukaryota; Metazoa; Chordata; Actinopteri; Syngnathiformes; Syngnathidae. Bases 133 to 7356 code for a protein of 2407 amino acids. Gene Ontology annotation, molecular function: acetyl-CoA carboxylase activity; metal ion binding; ATP binding.
CAAUCUUUGAGGGAACUUCCGCUUGUGUGGGAGGAGCUUAACCACCACGCACAUGUUUACUAGGGUAGGGGGAGGGGUGCUAACCUUAGGAGUGAAUGGUUGGCACUUGAAGUGCCAGGAGAAUGUCUGCUAAUGCUCUGGUUUGCAUUGUUUGGAUUCAUCCUAUGGAUUUUUUUUCAACUGCGAAAGAUUAAUAACAGCCGAAUUGAGAUGCCCGAGAAAGGAAAGGAAUCACCAGUGGGUGACAGCCCGUCUGCACUUCAAGAGGAUGUGCCUGCUGCCCACUCCUCUCAUCCAGGCCAACAGUGUAUAUCAACGCAGCCUGAGGAGCACAGACUCCAAGCUGAGGGACUUGAUGUGAAAGAGCAACAACAGCCCCUCACUGCACAAGAACCUUCAACAACCAAUGUGCCAAUGCUCCGAUCCGGGCUCAGGGCGAGGGAGCGUCUCAAGUUUAUUCUGGGAGCCUCGGAGGACAAUUCUUCAGACGAGGAGCCUUUAGCUGCUAAACCGCCAAGUGGUCCUCCACAGCCGUCAACCUCUGCUGCCAAGUCUUCUCGUCAUCAGACGUCCACUGAAGUGCCACAGCUCAACUCGGGCAUGAAGCCCAGCAUGUCUGGUCUUCACUUGGUUAAAAAAGGACGCGAACACAGAAAGAUGGAUCUUCCGAGAGACUUCACUGUGGCUUCACCUGCAGAGUUUGUCACCCGCUUUGGUGGAAACCGUGUCAUCGAUAAAGUGCUUAUCGCUAACAACGGCAUAGCUGCAGUCAAAUGCAUGCGGUCUAUUCGACGCUGGUCUUACGAGAUGUUCCGAAAUGAGAGGACCAUCCGCUUUGUGGUGAUGGUAACUCCUGAAGAUUUAAAAGCUAAUGCAGAAUAUAUCAAAAUGGCAGACCACUACGUGCCGGUGCCUGGUGGGCCAAACAAUAACAAUUAUGCCAAUGUAGAGUUGAUAGUGGACAUUGCCAAAAGAAUCCCAGUGCAGGCAGUGUGGGCCGGCUGGGGCCACGCCUCAGAAAAUCCCAAACUACCCGAGUUGUUGAAUAAAGCAGGAAUUUCAUUUUUGGGGCCAUCCAGUAAAGCUAUGUGGGCUCUUGGAGAUAAGGUGGCUUCCUCAAUUGUGGCCCAGAGUGCAGAUAUUCCCACAUUACCGUGGAGUGGCUCAGGUCUGAGAGUGGACUGGACAGAGAAUGACCAAGUACCCGGCAAUGUAAUCAGUGUUCCUCCUGAGAUCUACACACAGGGCUGUGUUUUGGAUGUGGAUGAUGGUCUGGCGAGAGCUGAGAGAAUUGGUUAUCCUGUUGUCAUCAAAGCAUCAGAGGGUGGUGGAGGAAAAGGUAUUCGGAAAGUAGAAAGUGCGGAUAGUUUUCCAACCUCAUUUAGGCAGGUUCAGACAGAAGUUCCUGGCUCGCCCAUUUUCAUCAUGCAGCUAGCCCAGCAUGCAAGACACCUGGAGGUUCAGAUACUGGCUGAUGAAUAUGGUAACGCUAUCUCUCUAUUUGGUCGAGAUUGCUCCAUUCAAAGAAGGCACCAGAAGAUUAUCGAGGAAGCCCCCGCAACUGUAGCUGCAUCCUUGACAUUUGAGCAUAUGGAGCAGUAUGCAGUUAGACUAGCCAAAAUGGUGGGCUAUGUCAGUGCUGGAACUGUGGAAUAUCUUUUCUCUGAAGACGGAAGUUUUCAUUUUUUGGAGCUGAAUCCUCGUCUACAGGUAGAACAUCCCUGUACAGAGAUGAUUGCAGAUGUAAACCUUCCAGCAGCCCAACUUCAGAUUGCCAUGGGCAUCCCACUUUACAGAAUCAAAGAUAUUCGUUUGCUCUAUGGAGAAACUGCAUGGGGUGACAGCAUUAUUAACUUCGACACUCCAGAAUGCCCACCUAGUCCAAGAGGACACGUCAUAGCUGCUCGGAUCACCAGUGAGAACCCCGAUGAGGGGUUCAAACCCAGCUCAGGCACUGUUCAGGAGCUGAACUUCCGUAGCAGUAAAAAUGUCUGGGGUUACUUUAGUGUCGGCGCAACUGGGGGUCUGCAUGAAUUUGCUGACUCACAGUUUGGACACUGUUUCUCCUGGGGUGAAAACCGAGAAGAAGCCAUAUCGAACAUGGUGGUGGCUAUGAAGGAACUGUCAAUCAGAGGUGACUUCAGGACCACUGUUGAAUACCUCAUUAAGCUACUUGAAACUGAGAGCUUCCGAAACAAUGACAUAGACACUAGCUGGCUGGAUCACCUCAUUGCAGAGAAAGUGCAGGCAGAGCGACCAGACACAAUGUUGGGAAUUGUGUGCGGGGCUUUGCAUGUUGCAGAUGCAAACUUCAGAAAGAGCAUGUCAGACUUUCUACACUCAUUAGAAAGAGGUCAAGUCCUGCCUGCUGCUAGCCUGCUCAACUCUGUAAGUGUAGAUCUUAUAUAUGAAGGAGUCAAGUUCUGCUUGAAGGUGGCUCGCCAGUCCCCAACAACGUAUGUCAUCAUAAUGAAUGACUCAAAUAUUGAAAUAGAUGUCCACGGCCUCAGUGAUGGUGGCCUUCUUCUCUCUUAUGAUGGCAGCAGCCAUACCACCUAUAUGAAAGAGGAGCUUGACAGCUACCGCAUCACUGUUGGGAACAAGACUUGCGUAUUUGACAAAGAAAAGGAUCCCACUGUUCUGAGAUCGCCUUCAGCUGGUAAACUGCUUCAGUAUGUGGUUGAAGAUGGUGUUCAUAUUUGCACAGGAGAGACCUACGCAGAGAUCGAGGUGAUGAAGAUGGUGAUGACUCUGACUGUGGAGCAGGCAGGACAUAUACAUUUUAUUAAGAGACCUGGUGCAGUGCUGGAGUCCGGCUGUGUGAUGGCCCAUAUGAACUUGGAUGACCCAAGCAGCAUACAUCGGGUUGAGCUCAAUACUGCCACGCUACCGCCUCAGCACCCAUUGCCCAUAGUUGGAGAAAAGCUCCACCAGGUGUUCCACAGCAUCCUCGAAAACUUAGUCAAAGUAAUGGAUGGCUACUGCCUCGAAGAGCCCUACUUUAGCACCAAGUUGAAACAGUGGGUAGCAACCCUCAUGAAGACUCUGAGGGAUCCCUCUCUUCCACUGCUGGAGCUGCAAGAGAUCAUGACUAGUGUGGCGGGCCGGAUCCCAACGGGUGUUGAGAAAGAUAUCCGUAAAGUCAUGGCCCAAUAUGCCAGCAACAUCACCUCUGUUUUGUGCCAGUUUCCAAGCCAAAGGAUUGCAAAUAUUCUCGACAGCCAUGCUGCUACUCUACAGAGAAAGGCGGAUCGAGAAGUGUUCUUUAUCAACACUCAGAGUAUUGUUCAAUUGGUACAGAGGUACCGCAGUGGCAUACGUGGUUACAUGAAGUCUGUUGUUCUGGACCUGCUCAAGCGAUACCUUCAAGUAGAGAUCGAGUUUCAGCAAGCUCACUACGACAAGUGUGUUAUCAACUUGAGGGAACAGUACAAGCCUGACAUGAGUCCUGUACUGGAAUGCAUUUUUUCUCAUGCCCAGGUCUCCAAAAAGAACAUCCUGGUCACAAUGCUCAUCGAUCAACUGUGUGGAAGGGAUCCGACUUUGGCAGAUGAGUUGAUGGUGAUUCUUAAUGAACUAACUCAGCUCAGUAAGAUGGAGAAUUCAAAGGUAGCCUUAAGAGCCAGACAGGUACUGAUCGCCUCUCAUUUGCCGUCUUAUGAACUGAGACACAACCAAGUAGAAUCCAUCUUCCUCUCUGCUAUUGACAUGUAUGGCCAUCAGUUCUGCCCUGAGAACCUGAAGAAACUCAUCCUCUCUGAAACGUCAAUAUUUGAUGUAUUGCCAAAUUUCUUCUACCACUCUAAUCAAGUUGUCUGUAUGGCUGCACUGGAGGUGUAUGUGCGCAGAGCUUACAUCGCCUAUGAGCUCAACAGUAUCCAACAUCACAAGCUGAAGGAUGGAACGUGCGCUGUAGAUUUUCAAUUCAUGCUGCCAUCAUCACAUCCCAACAGAGGGAGCAGCCCUACUCUGAACAGGCUUCCUGUCCCACUGAAUUCUUCAGGCCAAUUAAAGAUGCGGCGGCAGAGCAGUGAUCUUUUCUUGGAAGGAGCUCUAUCUCCACCAUGUCAACGAAUGGGCGCUAUGGUGGCGUUCCAGUGUUUUGAUGAUUUCAAAAGGAACUUUGACGAAGUUCUCUGCAGCUUUGCAGAGCCUCUGCUGGAGAGCCAGCCGUUUUUAGAGUCCUGCUCCAGUUUUUACGAAGAUGAGAACUUCAAGAACACAAGGGAGAAUCCAAUCCACAUCAUUAACGUGUCAAUAAAAACGGCAGACACUGAGGAUGAUGACGACUUGGUGACCGCCUUCACAUCCUUCGCCCAGUCUAAGAGAUCAUCCCUUUUUGAAUAUGGCAUCAGAAGAAUCACAUUUUUGGUUGCACAGAAGAGGGAGUUUCCCAAGUUCUUCACUUUCAGAGCAAGAGAUGGGUUCCAGGAAGAUCGGAUCUACCGUAACCUGGAGCCAGCUUUAGCCUUUCAGCUCGAAUUGAAUCGCAUGAGGAACUUUGAUCUGACUGCCGUUCCCUGUGCAAACCACAAAAUGCACCUUUACCUGGGAGCUGCUCGUGUACAGGAGGGUGCAGAAGUGACAGAUUACAGAUUCUUCAUUCGAGCUAUUAUUCGCCACUCUGAUCUGAUUACAAAGGAAGCAUCUUUUGAGUAUCUUCAGAAUGAGGGAGAACGUCUUCUGCUGGAGGCCAUGGAUGAAUUGGAGGUGGCCUUCAGUAACACAAAUGUGCGCACAGACUGCAACCACAUCUUCCUUAAUUUUGUCCCUACGGUCAUUAUGGACCCAUCUAAAAUUGAGGAAUCUGUCCGAUCCAUGGUGAUGCGCUAUGGAAGCCGUCUUUGGAAGCUGCGAGUCCUGCAAGCCGAGCUGAAAAUCAACAUUCGUCUGACUCCCACUGGACACGCCAUUCCGAUUCGUCUUUUUUUGACGAAUGAGUCUGGCUAUUACUUGGACAUCAGUCUGUAUAAGGAGGUGACCGAUCCAAGUUCUGGACAAAUUAUGUUCCAGUCAUAUGGUGACAAACAGGGACCCCUGCAAGGCAUGUUGAUCAACACUCCCUAUGUCACCAAGGACUUGCUGCAAGCGAAGCGUUUUCAGGCUCAAACUCAAGGCACAACAUACGUCUAUGACUUCCCAGAGAUGUUCAAGCAGGCUCUGUUUAAGCAAUGGGGUUCUGGGGAUAAAUACCCGAAAGAUAUGCUGAUGUGCACCGAGCUGGUUUUGGACCCACAAGGUCGACUGGUGCAGCUGAACCGCUUGCCUGGGGACAAUGAUGUCGGAAUAGUUGCGUUCAAGAUGAAGAUGAAAACUCCAGAAUAUCCAGACGGUCGAGACAUUGUUGUGAUCUGCAACGACAUCACCCACAUGAUUGGGUCUUUUGGACCGCAGGAAGAUGAGUUGUUCCUCAGGGCUUCCGAGUUGGCGAGAGCUGAGGGAAUCCCUCGCAUUUACAUUGCUGCCAAUAGCGGCGCGCGCAUUGGUCUUGCUGAGGAGAUCCGACACAUGUUCCAGGUCGCAUGGAUUGACCCCUCUGAUCCAUACAAGGGUUUUAAGUAUCUUUACCUGACACCACAUGACUACACGCGUAUCAGUGCCACCAAUUCGGUGCACUGCCACCACGUGGAAGAAGGAGGGGAAUCCAGGUACAUAAUUACUGACAUCAUCGGAAAGGAUGAAGGUCUCGGGGUUGAGAACUUGCGAGGUUCAGGCACUAUUGCUGGAGAAUCUUCUCAGGCGUAUGAAGAAAUCAUUACCAUUAGUAUGGUGACCUGUCGUGCUAUCGGAAUUGGGGCAUAUUUAGUACGAUUGGGCCAGAGAGUGAUCCAAGUGGAGAACUCGCACAUCAUCCUGACAGGGGCAAGUGCGUUGAACAAGGUUCUGGGCAGAGAGGUCUAUACCUCCAACAACCAGCUGGGUGGCAUCCAGAUCAUGCACAACAAUGGAGUCACACACACUACUGUGCCAGAUGAUUUUGAAGGGGUCUUCACCAUUCUCCAGUGGCUUUCCUACAUGCCAAAGAGCAAACACUCCCCUGUGCCCGUUGUACCAACAUCAGAUCCAGUUGAUAGAGAGAUCGAGUUCACUCCUACCAAAGCACCAUAUGACCCCCGUUGGAUGCUGGUUGGGAGACCCCACCCCACAGUGAGAGGUUCCUGGCAGAGUGGAUUCUUCGACCACGGCUCCUUCAUGGAGAUCAUGGGCUCCUGGGCUCAGACAGUUGUAGUAGGCAGAGCUCGAUUAGGAGGGAUCCCUCUUGGUGUAAUUGCUGUAGAAACACGGACUGUUGAGUUAACCAUCCCAGCUGAUCCUGCCAACUUAGAUUCAGAAUCAAAAGUUCUGCAACAGGCUGGACAAGUGUGGUUUCCAGAUUCAGCCUUUAAAACAGCCCAGGCGAUUUGCGACUUCAACCGUGAGCGACUGCCGCUCAUGGUGUUUGCCAACUGGAGGGGCUUUUCUGGUGGAAUGAAAGAUAUGUAUGACCAGGUAUUAAAGUUUGGAGCUUACAUUGUGGAUGCACUUCAUGGCUUCCACCAGCCUGUGCUGGUGUACAUUCCACCACAUGCUGAACUGAGAGGGGGGUCCUGGGUUGUUAUUGACCCUACUAUUAACCCUCUGUGUAUGGAGCUCUAUGCUGACAGAGAGAGCAGAGGUGGUGUUCUAGAAGCUGAGGGAACAGUGGAGAUCAAAUUCAGGAAAAAGGACCUGCUAAAAACCAUGAGAAGACUAGACUCCGUCUAUGCUGGUCUGGUUGAGAAGCUUGCUUCUUUAGAUCUUCCUGAGAAACAAUGUAGAGAGCUGGAGGCAAAGCUCAAAGCAAGGGAAGAAUUCCUUUUGCCCAUCUACCACCAGGUGGCAGUGCAGUUUGUGGAUCUUCACGAUACCCCUGGCAGAAUGCAGGAGAAAGGUGUUAUCACUGAUAUUUUAGACUGGAAAAACGCACGGCCCUUUUUCUACUGGCGUCUCCGUCGACUCCUUUUGGAGCAGGUGGUGAAGUACGAAAUUCUCAAGGCCAACAAAGACCUCAGUGACGGACACAUGCAGUCCAUGCUGCGUCGUUGGUUUGUUGAAACUGAGGGAACAGUCAAGGCAUAUCUGUGGGAUAACAACCAAGCAGUAGUUGAGUGGCUUGAAAGACACUGGUCCAAAGAAGAUGGCAUUCGAUCCGCCAUCCGAGAGAAUAUCAAGUACCUAAAAAGGGAAAAUGCCUUGAAACAUAUCCGCAGUCUGGUUGAGACCAACCCGGAUGUCGCCAUGGACUGCAUCAUCCACAUGAGCCAGAACAUUACUGCAUCACAAAGGGCCAAGCUCUCUCAUCUUCUUGCUACAAUGGACAACAGCAACACCAGCUAAACUGCGGAACAGUUUUAAGGCUUGUAUUAUCAUAAAAGAGUUCUGGAUACUUUUCCACAUUCAAAUGAACUUUUAAAAGUACCAUGGUAAAGAACUCCUAAUGAACCACUUUGUAUGAAAUAGUAUUGAGGCAGUCUAAAAGUAGAAUGUAAAAUGUCAACUUACAAUACCCACUACAGUUCAAUAAUCACACAAGGAUGUUGCUGUCGGAUCAUGGAAGACCAUUUCAGUCUAGGAUGCUAUGUUUGAUUUAAAAACUGUCACUGUAAUGCACAUUGCACUUCUGCUUUUCUAUAUACAUGACACUGGUGUUACUUUAGCCUUAUAUGCACACACACAGCUUUGUAUUUAUAGUGGAGGAGAUGGUUGUGCAAAACAGUCUCACAUACACCGAUAAUUGUGUAAAGAUCUAAGUCGCGGUGCUAAUAUUUAGCGCUAUGCACAAUUAGUAUUGCAGCGUAUGUAGUACAAGGGUCCUGAUCAUUUUCAUUGAUUUGUAAGCAUACAACAUACCAUCUAACAUGAAUGAAAGUAACAUAUUUCAGAAAUUUUAUGGUGCUAUGAACUAAGACACCAAAUAUACUAUUUAAUACUGAGAAUUUUUGUUUGACCUUUCAGCUACAAAUAUAACAUUUCACGUGAAUGUAUAUAAGCUGUUAUUUUUGACAAAUGUGGGAAUAAAUAUCACUGGUUUAUUUUUGGCAAAAGAAACAUUUUAUUUACCCAUUCAUUUUUUGAUGGAACAUUAAUAUGCAUUUAAUAUUCCAAUCAACAUGUUAAUCACAAAUGUAAGCUGUUGUAAAAAAAAAAAAAAAAAAAAAAAAGAACUGAAAAACACAGUGGUACAUGUUGACAUUUUGGAAUGAAGUUGGGUAAAAGAGUCGAGAGAAAGAUUUUCUGUGGUAAUAGCCAUUUGAACAUUCAAAUAUAUACAGCAAAAGGUUGACGGAAAUUGUCAACUUUCCUAGCUGCCUUUUUUAUAAAUAUAAAUAAAACAACACAGAGAUAAUAUCUAUCACAGUACAUCAUACAAAAGACAGAACUACAAUAUAGAAGGCUUUUCAAACAGAUUAGGGAUUUUAAAAAAUUACAUUUCCUUAAGCUUUUGUUUGUACUUACACAAGCAUUUCGGAGGCUUUGCUUGGCAAAGCUUGAUAUUAUAAUGUCUUUAAAUGCUUUUCUGCCACGUCUUUAAAAAAAAAAAAAUGUCUUGAUGAACUCUCCAUUUUGAUAGUUCCCGGCUGAUUUGUACAAAAAAAAUGCCUUCACUUGGUGUCUUGGACAAGAUAUCCUCAAAAAGAAUAGUGUUGCUUUAAAGCAAGACGAUGGGCUUGCUGCUGGCUGGUGAGCUCAUGUAUUGUGAGGAGAGGGAAUCCUGUGACGUGUAUGAAGUGUACAAACCCGUCACCUGUACGUCUGACAGCGGCAGGCUUGCUCCGCUGGAGGCAGGAGGGAGGCUGCUCCCCAAAUCACAGUCCGAUAGUCGCAGUGGGGAGUUAGUGAAUGUGCCCAAUGCAUCCAAGUUAAAGCUGUCGUCCUUCAUUUCCUCCCACAGGUUACCUGAAGUAAGAUUGAUAGAAUAAAUUCAGGGUUUACACUAGGCCUGAACGAUAUUGUAAAAAACUAUUGCUGCGAUUUUUUGGGGGUUUGCGA